Gasterosteus aculeatus aculeatus (three-spined stickleback) is the source of this 4784-nucleotide messenger RNA. It is a transcript of the gene egln2, whose product is annotated as egl-9 family hypoxia-inducible factor 2. NCBI's taxonomy places the organism in Eukaryota, Metazoa, Chordata, Actinopteri, Perciformes, Gasterosteidae. Gene Ontology annotation, molecular function: peptidyl-proline 4-dioxygenase activity; L-ascorbic acid binding; ferrous iron binding. Gene Ontology annotation, biological process: cellular response to hypoxia; peptidyl-proline hydroxylation to 4-hydroxy-L-proline. The record is from RefSeq and is a predicted model, not a curated record. Gene Ontology annotation, cellular component: cytoplasm; nucleus.
AGGGGAAGGGAGGUGACGGGCAGGAACCGGCGCCACCCGCCAGUACAACACAGAGAAAGGCCUGCUUUUUCGGGGGGUGGUGGUGGUGGUGAGGCACCUCAAACCAACACCCCAGGGCUUUUCUAAUUUCUAAGGGAACAGAAACGCCGAUGGGAUUCGAACCCGCGAGACAACCCCGGAAGGAAGCAGCGCGCGCACCCUCCGACGGUCACGUACGCUUCGCGGCGGAUUCGCGCUGCCAUCCAGCGCUGCAUCAAACCAUGUUUGUUUACGACGGACACGAACAAAAAACCCGACUCGAGACUCCCGGUGAAACACACGCGAGAGGACUCGGACGUGAAACUUCACAGCGCCGCUGACAAAGCUUCUCUCCAUCACAGAAAGCACUGGCUCAGCUAGAAGAAGGAGGAGGGGGAAAAAUGAAGCGAGGACGUGAGCUACGUGCGCAUCCUGCAGAUGACGAGGUGAAAUGGAGAGCUCGGGACACGCGGACCUUUUAAACCCGAGCUCCUCCCGCGGCUGCGUGGGACUUUCAGCGUCUCUGCAGAGAGGGACGGUCGGACAGAAGCAGCAGCAGCAGCAGCAGCGGCUCGUCCUCGGAGCCGCGGGGACUCGCCUCCCCGCCGCGCGUCCUGUGGACAUGGGGCUCCACGGCUUCCGCGCGCCGCCGGCCGGCAGUCCGACGGCCGCGGAGCUGCUCGCCGGUUUGGCCUCGCAGACCGACUCGCCCGCGGUCGCCACCCCGACGAAGCGGCUGAAAACCGGCGUGCCCGUCUACGCCGGCGGCGUGGUGUCUCCCUCCGCCACCGUGGAAGGGAGCCACGCGAACGUCACGGCUCACACGCCGAGCGGCUACCCGCCGCGCGUGAAGGAGGUGGCCCCCGCGUACCCGCUGACCAGCAGGGCCUGUCUGGUGGAGAACGGGGACCAGGCGCCCCACGAGAAGUGCCCCCCGCCGGUGAGGAGGAUCAACGGUGACCUGAAAGCCCGGCAGGCGCAACAGCAGAAACGGAGAGGUGGGGAGAACUGGGACGUGGGGCCGGGGACUGUCAAUGGCUUCACGUCAGGCUCCUUGGGUUCGGGAGGUGCCGUGGAGCCGGCCCUCGCUUUGGGAGACUUUGACUUCAAACGGAGACGGCUGGCAGAUGGGGUCGUUGCUCACAGAUCUCCAGAGGCCUCCAGAGUGGCCCAAGCUGCCACGGACCGCAGCGGUCACGAGCACCGCGUCCCUCCCCAACCUCCCUUCGAACAUAAAGUGGUCCCCCCGGGCCCACCGGCUGCACCCGGCCAGACGUCCCCCAUCCAGGCUAACCGCGCCCCGACCCCGGCGGGGGCGGGCAGGUCGGCCGAUCACAUCGCCCAGCAGUACAUCGUCCCCUGCAUGAAAUACUACGGCAUCUGCGUGAAGGACGACUUCCUGGGCCCUCAGCUGGGCGGCAGGGUGCUGGAGGAGGUGGAGGCCCUGAACCGCGGCGGGAAAUUCCGUGGCGGGCAGCUGGUGAGCCAGAAGAGCAUUCCCUCCGGGAACAUCCGGGGCGACCAGAUCGCCUGGGUGGAGGGACGAGAGCCCGGGUGCGAGACCAUCGCGGCGCUGAUGGCUUACAUUGACGAGUCAGUGAUGUACAGCGCCGCCAAUGGACAGCUGGGCGACUGUAUCAUCAAUGGACGCACCAAGGCCAUGGUUGCUUGUUACCCGGGCAACGGAGCGGGUUACGUCCGACAUGUUGACAACCCAAACGGGGACGGACGCUGCAUCACGUGCAUCUACUAUCUCAACCAGGACUGGGACGUCAAGAAACAAGGAGGGCUGCUGCAGAUCUACCCUGAAGGUAAAAAUGUGGUGGCCAACAUCGAACCUCUGUUUGACCGGCUGCUGAUCUUCUGGUCGGACCGCAGGAACCCACAUGAGGUCAAGCCAGCCUUCGCCACUCGCUACGCCAUCACGGUUUGGUACUUUGAUGCCAAAGAGAGAGCAGAAGCUAAAGAGAAGUACAGAUUGGCUGCCGGACAGAAAGGUGUUCAAGUGCCCGUCUCGCAGAACAGCAGGAAGUGAGUUAAUGAGCUGAUCACUGGAGAGCACUCUGACAGUAAACGUGCCUUUCCCCGAACUGCUAAUGAACAUCGCCAUCAACAAAAAGAGAGACCGUCAUGGCCGCAGGUCUGUGGUGUCCAGCGCAGGAUCCCCUCCACGGACUCUGGUGUUUCACCGCCGUGGGGGCAGAGACGUUGCGGAUAGAGAGCACAAUGGACUGGAUUGUGUGACGAACGCAAAAUAAGAACUUUCUAACUUUUAUGAAUGAAAAAAAAAAAACAAGCAGACUCCCUCAUUUUAUUCUGCUGCAGUUUUGCCUGUUUGGUUGCAAUUGAUGAUGUGGAGUUUUGAGAAGGCUUUUUUUUUCUUCUUUGCACUCUGGUGUAGUUGAAUUUGUCAGUUCAACUACAAGGAUCAUAAAUUAUGACUCGGUAGACAAACAAUGGGGGGGGGGAGCGUGCGAGGAGUUGAAAGCACCGGCCCCCGUCCUUCUUUUUUUUCCCUGCUUCCUGUGAUGUUGUCCCCGUUGUCAGUGCCAGAGACGGAAAUAUUACAAACCCUGCUAUUUGGAAGGCGUGCUGACCCUACUAUGGGCGGAAGGAAUGCUUUGUUUUCUUAUUUUAUUGAAGCACUUAAAGAAUUGACUCAUUCAAUUUCAAUGUUUUCUCACAGAUUUUGUUAAAAUGGCUAAACAUGAUGACGAAAGUGCUCAUCGUAAAAAAAAAAUGGAGCAGAAUCUGGGGAAAAGAUUUGAGGGGGGGGAGACGGCUCAGUUGUCAGUGAGGGCAGUAAUAGUGAAGCUCUGCAACUAUAUAAGAUUUACCAGCCGUUCGGGAUGUCACAAUACCAGAUGUUUAUGCCAUUGAAUUUUUACUGUUCUCAAUCAUUUUAUUAUUAUUGUACUUCAACAAUAUUACCUUUUGCAUCCAGCUUUAAGCACUUAGUCCAAACAUUACAGGGUCGCACUUCCAAACUCUACACUCAAGUUAAACUCAACAUCGCACACUAAGUAAAGUUCAAGGAACUAUUUCUGGACUUUAUUACAACAUCAAGCGGCGACAAAAAAAAACGUUUUGCAGCGGCCUCGAAAUGCUCGCGCAGAAGCGUUGAGGAAUCCGCCGUGGACGCUGCUUUAUUUUUAGCUGCAAUGUUUGAAGACCACUCAAAGGUUUUUCUACGUAACGGAUAACUGCAGUACGCUGUGUGUGUGACACGGCUCACACUCACAGGAGCAAGCUUUCCAGGGAUAAGGGUCAAAACAGGGUGUGAUGAAACUGUGUGUGUGUGUGUGUGUGUGUGUGUGUGUGUGUGCGUGCUCGCUCGCUCAUUAGCCUGUGUGCACAUCCGGCUUGACUCUUAUCUGUUCUUCACAUGAUGGAAACAGCAUCUAUCAGCAGUCUGGACACUGUCAGACAAACCUGCCCAGACAAAAGACCAUCUACGGAAUAAAACACGGACAUACGCGUCUACUUAGCUGAACUCCAGGGUCAAACGAUUGCCUUCUCAGGUGUGGGAUGGAUUUUUAUGUAAAAAUGAACAUGUAUGUGUAUAUUUCCGCUGUCUUAAAGAGAGCGGCAGGUUAUUGUCUCACUGUAUUCUACAUUGGUUAACUAGCACUUUAUUGUUUGAACUGCCGUGCGUGAAUGAAGGUAACGCCUUUUGUGCUGUGGAUUAUUAUUGGUCAUUCAAACGCAAUAGAAACUAAAACAAUGAGAUCAAAUGGAGUUUGUUUCCCUAGUUCAUUUUGGAGUAUUAAAUUAAAACCUGUUUGUUUUCGCGCACAAAUGAUUUGCUAUUGACUUACUGGGAAUACGAUAGUAGCCGGACCUUUUACUUGUGAACACGAUGUUUCUCAACACCUUCAGUGGAUUUCUUUAAACUCUACAGGAAUGUCAACUUGCUAUCGACGUAAACCGAUUAGGGUUUGGUGGUCCUCGUGAACUCACAAAACACACAAUGGGCCAUAUCACACGUAUGCAAUUGUGACAAUUGAACAUAUCUAAUGAUGAUAAAUGAUGUGCUGACAUUUUGGACGGACAUGGACGGGAACUGGAACAGGAAAGGUUGGCGGAGGCAAACGUGAAGGGGAGUUAAUUAUAGUUACAACUGAAUUCAUCAGUCUGUCAUUUGCUGCACUGGGGAUCAAAAUCACAGGCUCUAUAGAAUAUGGACAUAGUCUACAUGAUGAUGGACUCUGUUGUAUCCCAGGAUGUCUUCAGCUCGCAUUGGUGGGGCCGGAGGGGCCCUCAGUUUAACGGGUUGAUGCCUACACUCUUACAAUCUUGAUUUACAAUACGUAAAGGAUGUUGUAUUUUGUACAGCCUUUGCCCUCCAGUCUGUUGCUAGAAGGGCAAAGCUGAUGUAGUGUACACAAUACUUUAGCAUAAAGCUCAACGCACACAACGGUUACACAAACCUGAAAUGCCACGUGAACCUCUGACAGAGCUGUGAAAUAAGGAAACUUCAGUCACAUAAUGUGUUAAGCCUGAAACAAUCAACGUCAGCCAGUUAACCAGAUGAGUCAAAAGGAGAUUUAUUAACAAAAAUGUAAUAAUUGAUCGGGUGUUGCUGUAUGUUACAAAGUAGCUACCAAUGUUGAUGUUUAGGUUGACACUUUGGACUGUGGGGAACAGCGAUGGGACAUUGCACGAUCCUAUAUUACACCUGUGUGUUACUCCGACCUUCUCAGUUAUGACAGACGACGGUGCAACAACAUUGUUACAAAUAAUAAAUGGUCCCUCGAAACACUGAA